This is a messenger RNA of Capronia epimyces CBS 606.96, 606 nucleotides long. RefSeq names its product peroxin-4. NCBI's taxonomy places the organism in Eukaryota, Fungi, Ascomycota, Eurotiomycetes, Chaetothyriales, Herpotrichiellaceae. Bases 1 to 606 code for a protein of 201 amino acids. The transcript has a single exon. The record is from RefSeq and is a predicted model, not a curated record.
AUGGCCUCGCGCAGCGGGUCGACUUCCCAAGGCAACAGCAGCAGCAGAGGCAAAAGCAAAGGCAGCUCGGCAGUGAACGCGCUGAAGCGGCUGACGCGUGAACUGCAAGACCUACACAGCUCGCCGUGCGAGGCGGUGUUGCAUCUGGGCCCGGUGAGCGAAGAGGACCUGUUCCAGUGGGAAGCGGUGCUCAAAGGUCCGCGCGACCACACCAACCCGUACCACAACGGGCUGUGGCUUCUGGACAUCACGAUCCCGCCGAACUACCCGCUGGCGCCGCCGAAAGUGCACUUCGUCACGCCCAUCUGUCAUCCCAACGUGCACUUCCAAACGGGCGAGAUCUGCUUGACCCUGCUGAGCGGCGAGCAUUGGGCCCCGACCUACACGCUGAGCACGACCAUGGCCGCCAUCCAGCAGCUGUUGAGCAUGCCGGGCCUGGACAGUCCGUUGAACGUCGACGUCGCCAACCUGUACCGUGAACACGACAAGAUCGGCGCCGAGAGUCUGGUUCGCUUCUGGACCGUCGAGAAGAGGUGGGCCGGCGAGGGCAAGGCUGGCUUCAUCAGUGAAAGGACCCCUGGCUCCGGUGGGAAGUUGGGAGAGUGA